GGCGCGGCUCCGGCUCCAACAUGGCGCAGGCUGGCGGCGGCGCCGGGGGCCGCGGGCUCGGCGGGACCCGCUGGGGGCGCCCGGGCUCCGCCGCCCACGAGAAGCUGCCGGUGCACGUGGAGGAUGCGCUCACGUACCUAGACCAGGUGAAGAUUCGCUUUGGCAGUGACCCGGCCACCUACAAUGGCUUCCUGGAGAUCAUGAAGGAGUUCAAGAGCCAGAGCAUCGACACUCCUGGAGUCAUCCGCCGGGUGUCCCAGCUCUUCCACGAGCAUCCGGAUCUUAUCGUGGGGUUCAACGCUUUCCUCCCCCUGGGCUACAGAAUCGACAUUCCGAAGAACGGGAAGUUGAAUAUCCAGUCACCUCUGGCAGCCCAGGAGGGAGCCCACCACCAUGGGGACAUGGCCGAGGGCCUCCGGCAGCAGGUACCCUGCAAGGAGGACAAGGCGCAGGCGCCACUGGAGGCCGACUCGGUGGAAUUCAACAACGCCAUCAGCUAUGUGAAUAAGAUCAAGACCCGCUUCCUCGACCACCCGGAGAUCUACAGGUCAUUCCUGGAAAUCCUGCAUACCUACCAGAAGGAGCAGCUGAGCGCACGGGGCCGGCCACUGCGAGGCAUGUCAGAGGAGGAGGUGUUCACCGAGGUGGCCAGCCUCUUCCGUGGUCAGGAGGACCUGCUGUCUGAGUUCGGACAGUUCCUGCCAGAAGCCAAGCGCUCCCUGUUCACAGGGAAUGGGCCGUGUGAGGUGAGCAGCAUGCCCAAGGGCGAGCACGACAGGGGCCUGGAGCACAGCAAGAAGCGCUCACGGCCCUCGCUGCUGCGGCCCGUGUCAGCGCCCGCCAAGAAGAAGAUGAAGCUCCGCGGCACCCGGGACCUGUCGGUGGCAGCUGUGGGCAAGUACGGCACACUGCAGGAGUUCUCCUUUUUCGACAAGGUGCGCAGGGUGCUGAAGAGCCAGGAAGUCUACGAGAACUUCCUGCGCUGCAUCGCGCUCUUCAACCAGGAGCUGGUGUCCGGCUCUGAGCUCCUGCAGCUCGUCAGCCCAUUCCUUGGGAAAUUUCCAGAACUCUUUGCACAAUUCAAGUCCUUCCUGGGGGUGAAGGAGCUGUCGUUCGCCCCGGCCUUGAGCGACAGGUCUGGGGACACCAUGAGCCGGGAGGUGGACUACUCGUCCUGUAAGCGCAUCGGCUCCAGCUACCGGGCACUACCGAAAACCUACCAGCAGCCGCGCUGCAGCGGGAGGACGGCCAUCUGCAAGGAGGUGCUGAACGACACUUGGGUGUCCUUCCCCUCCUGGUCGGAGGACUCAACCUUCGUCAGCUCCAAGAAGACGCCGUACGAGGAGCAGCUGCAUCGCUGUGAGGACGAACGCUUCGAGUUAGACGUUGUCCUGGAAACUAACCUGGCCACCAUCCGGGUGCUGGAGAGCGUACAGAAGAAGCUGGCACGCAUGGCGCCCGAGGACCAGGAGAAGUUCCGGCUGGACGACUGUCUGGGUGGAACUUCAGAGGUGAUUCAGCGCCGCGCGGUGCACCGCAUCUACGGAGACAAGGCCCCGGAGAUCAUCGAGAGCCUGAAGAAGAGCCCCCUCACCGCCGUGCCUGUCGUGCUGAAAAGGCUGAAGGCCAAGGAGGAGGAGUGGCGGGAGGCCCAGCAGGGCUUCAACAAGAUCUGGCGUGAGCAGUACGAGAAGGCCUACCUCAAGUCCCUGGACCACCAGGCCGUGAACUUCAAGCAGAACGACACCAAGGCACUGCGCUCCAAGAGUCUGCUCAACGAGAUAGAGAGCGUGUAUGACGAGCACCAGGAGCAGCACUCGGAGGGUCGAGGGGCCCCCUCCAGCGAGCCGCACCUCAUCUUCGUUUACGAGGACCGGCAGAUCCUGGAGGACGCAGCCGCGCUGGUCAGCUACUAUGUGAAGCGGCAGCCGGCCAUCCAGCGCGAGGACCAGGCCACCAUCCAGCAGCUGCUGCACCACUUCCUGCCCGGCCUCUUCUUCCCGCAGCAGCUGGACCUGCGCUCCGGCGACCUGGGCGAUGAGGUGCGGGCCAGCCCCCCGCCGCUGGACACUGAGCACCCCACUGCCGUCUCUGAGCGCAAGAAGCCCACACCCCCUCCGGAGCCUCCGCUGCCUCCUCCUCCAGGCAGCCCCCUGCCGUCCGACAAGGUGGCAGCGGGCGAGGCCCCGGCCGAUGAGCCCCCGCCCCCGCCCCCACCGCCACCACCACCCCUGCCCCCUAAGCCGCUGGACGACGUGUACAGCCUGUUCUUCGCCAACAACAACUGGUACUUCUUCCUGCGGCUGCACCAGACACUGUGCUCACGGCUGCUGAAGAUCUACCGGCAGGCACAGCGGCAACUGCUGGAGCACCGCGCCGAGCAGGAGCGCCAGAGCCUGCUGGGCCAGGGCCGGCGUGAGCGCGGCAGUGACCCGGCCACCGAACUGCGGCUGAAGCAGCGUAGUGAGGUGGAGCUGGAAGAGUACUACCCGGCCUUCCUGGACAUGGUGCGCAGCCUGCUGGAUGGCAGUGUGGACCCCACGCAGUACGAGGACGCACUACGGGAGAUGUUCACGAUUCACGCCUACGUGGGCUUCACCAUGGACAAGCUCGUGCAGAGCAUCGCCCGCCAGCUACACCACCUGGUGAGUGACGACGUGUGCCUGAAGGUGGUGGAGCUUUUCGUUACGGAGAAGAAGAGGGGUGCGGCGGGUGGGAACCUGACCUCCCGCUGCGUCCGCGCUGCCAGGGAGACCAGCUACCAGUGGAAGGCGGAGCGCUGUAUGGCGGACGAGAACUGCUUCAAAGUGAUGUUCCUGCAGCGCAAAGGACAGGUGAUCAUGACCAUUGAGUUGCUGGACACAGAGGAGGCCCAGACGGAAGACCCGGUAGAGGUUCAGCACCUGGCCCGCUAUGUGGAACAGUACGUGGGCGCUGAUGGCACCUCCGGCUCGCCUCGGGAUGGCUUCCUGCUUAAGCCUGUGUUCCUGCAGAGGAACCUGAAGAAGUUCCGGCGGUGGCAGUGCGCGCAGGUGCGGGCGCUGCGUGGGGAGGCCAAGGGCUCGUGGAAGAGGCUGGUGGGCGUGGAGAGCGCCUGCAACGUGGACUGCCGCUUCCGGCUCAGCUCGCACAAGAUGAUGUUCAUCGUCAACUCGGAGGACUACAUGUACCGGCGCGGCACGCUCUGCCGGGCCAAGCAGGUACAGCCCCUGGUCCUGCUGCGCCACCACCGCCACUUCGAGGCGUGGCACGGCCGCUGGCUGCAGCACAACGUGACGGUGGAGGCCGCUGGCCUUGUUCAGGACUGGCUGAUGGGCGAGGAGGACGAGGACCUGGUGCCCUGCAAGACGCUGUGCGAGACGGCGCACGUGCACGGGCUGCCUGUCACGCGCUACCGCGUGCAGUACAGCCGCCGGCCCGCAUCGCCCUGACGCCCCGACCGGGGCCCUGGCGGCCUGAAGGGGCGCCCACCCCCGCCCCUCCCUGCCCCCCGAUGCGUGCCAAAUCCCACCCAGGGAAGUGGGAGCCCAAACACGCCACGGCUCAGGGUCCCACAGACCCAGGCCUAGCGGGCUCCCCGCAGAGGGCCCUGGACUCCCUGUCGCCUCCCCUGCCCAUGCUGAAAUGUACAGGACACUUUGGGGUGAAGGCCCAGAUGGUGGGGGGAACCUGGUCAGUGCGGACCCUGCCCUGGGACCCGGAGCUGCCUCACCACGAGUUGAACCCACAGCAGAGAGGGGUUUGGGGGCGCCCUGAACAUUCUAGAAACAUAUGCGUGCACAUAUUUAUUCCUUUUCGCUUCUUAGUGGUUGUCACGUCGCCGCAGCUGGGGACGCAGCACCUUGGGGUGAUACCCCCAGCCCCCUACACAGCCCCACCCCCCAGCCCCCAUGCCAGGCCAGGAAACUUUCUGAUGUUCCAGUGGGACUGGAGGUGGACGGAGCCUGGACUCUAGAGCCAGGGCCCCCAGGUCCAGCCCUGCCCUGGAAGGGCUCAGGGGUGCCCCCUGCAUGCUUCUAGGGAGCCUGGCGCGCUUGGGAUGACUCUGUUCUGGGCCUGGCGCUUCCUUGCGGCUGUCUUGAAUGUAGUUUUCCUUUUCUAUUUAUUUGCACAUUAAACCAGAACAUUAAGUAUU
Sorex fumeus (smoky shrew) is the source of this 4135-nucleotide messenger RNA. It is a transcript of the gene SIN3B, whose product is annotated as SIN3 transcription regulator family member B. The record is from RefSeq and is a predicted model, not a curated record. Gene Ontology annotation, molecular function: transcription corepressor activity. Gene Ontology annotation, biological process: negative regulation of transcription by RNA polymerase II. The transcript is spliced from 19 exons. The coding region runs from base 21 to 3431 and encodes 1136 amino acids. Gene Ontology annotation, cellular component: chromatin. Lineage: Eukaryota; Metazoa; Chordata; Mammalia; Eulipotyphla; Soricidae.